UCCUGUCUACUCUCUCUCUAAGGGACGCCAUACUUCUCCUCUCUCUCUAAAUAACUGCACUCUCUCUCUCCAGCUCAGAGUCAGUCUCUCUGAACGAACGUUAUAUGUUAAUGGAAGUGCCGGAGUACUUUGUCGGUGGCUAUUUCUCUGCCGGAGGAGAUCAAUUCUCGCCGGAGAAGCGCCAUGGUGCUGACCAGAAGCCUGGUGAGCCCUUCGCCAUUGACGACCUCCUUGACUUCUCCAACGCCGACGCUAUGAUCAUGUCCGACGGUUUCUUCGACAAUGCCGCCGGCAACUCCACUGUCACCGCCGUUGACAGCUGUAAUUCGUCCGUUUCGGGCGGUGACAAUCAUUUCUCCUCUGGCAACGCUGGCUCCCGCGGCUCUGGCGAUCCUCAAUUAUCCGGAGAACUCUGCGUUCCGCAGUACGACGACUUGGCUGAACUGGAAUGGCUAUCGAACUUCGUGGAAGACUCAUUCUCGGUCGAAGAUGAGCUACAAACACUCCACCUCAUCUCCGGCACCACUUCUUCCGCCAUCGGCACGAAGCCUCAGACACCAGAGUCCUCCUCUUCCUCCGAAACACUUCAACACUUCGCCGCUGACACCGCUCGAAACGCACCGCUUUUCCAUCCAGAAACUCCGCUUCCGGGUAAAGCUCGCAGCAAGCGUACAAGAGCUGCCCCCGGGGAUUGGUCUACUCGCUUCCUCCACCUGAUCACCCCAACGGUCGUGCCGGAACCGGCUCAAGCGAAGGCGGCGGCAAAGAAAAGAGAGAGUUCGAAUUCGGAGUACUCUUCGGGUAGGAAAUGCCUGCAUUGCGCCGCCGACAAGACUCCACAAUGGCGGACGGGACCAAUGGGCCCGAAGACGCUGUGUAAUGCUUGCGGAGUGCGUUACAAGUCCGGAAGGCUGGUGCCGGAGUACCGACCGGCUGCGAGCCCGACUUUUGUGUUGUCAAAGCACUCUAAUUCGCACAGGAAGGUGAUGGAGCUGAGGAGGCAGAAGGAAAUGCAGAGGCAGCAACAUCAACAAUUGGUUAGCCACAAUUCAAUUUUCGGCGUUUCUCACGGGGAGAUGAGUUCCUGAUCCCCCGCCCCACUGGUCCAGAUUACAGGCACAUGAUCUAGUAAGUUCCAGAGACUGAGUAGUGUAAUUUAGGAUUAUUGGAGAAGAAUUAACAGAGCUUCAGGCUCCGCAUUCAAAAAACUUUUUUUCUUUUCUCUUUUGAAGUGAAAAUUUUUGUCUUAUAAAUUUGAUCAAUCUGUAGUUUUAGCAGUACAAUUCAGUACAAUUCAGAGAAGCAAAAUGAGAUUAGGUUUGAAGGACAUGGAAGAAAAUAGAGGAAGCUAAGAUCAGCUUCUUUUGAA
Messenger RNA from Prosopis cineraria, 1369 nucleotides. Its product is annotated as GATA transcription factor 9-like. Gene Ontology annotation, biological process: positive regulation of DNA-templated transcription. Gene Ontology annotation, cellular component: nucleus. The transcript is spliced from 2 exons. The coding region runs from base 105 to 1088 and encodes 327 amino acids. NCBI's taxonomy places the organism in Eukaryota, Viridiplantae, Streptophyta, Magnoliopsida, Fabales, Fabaceae. The record is from RefSeq and is a predicted model, not a curated record. Gene Ontology annotation, molecular function: sequence-specific DNA binding; zinc ion binding.